AUUUGUAGACUGUUGGAAAAUGACAGAUGAUGAUGCUGAAGAGAGUGAAAAUAGUGAUGAAACAUAGACGACUCGGAUCAAGACAGAUUUUAUUUUAUCGGGAGAAGGAAAUGAUGACUCAGACUCAGACGACCUAGAAAGUGGAGUUCCGGAAGAUUCUAGAUAUGAUGGCUAGCACAAUUUCUUUGUUGGAAGGAUGAAAAAAUCGAACAUAGGCCACCUCCUAAUGCAUGGAGAAGUAAACCUCAAAGUCAGGUCAUGCCUGAUGAAAGUAGGCCAUUGGAAGAGUCAACCUUCUGGGCAGAUGAUGAAUUAGAAACUCCUGACCCCGGAAUUGAGUUCCUGUGGACAGAAAAAAAAGCUUCCUGCCAAGGAAGAUUACUUUGUAAAAAACAAAGUAUUAAGUCCAAGAGAUCUCUCAAGUUUCAGUCAUCGGGUUUGAGAAAUAAGUUAACAAGUAUACCUGAAAAAGAACUUGAAAAAAGGAAAUCUGGGAAUUCUUCUUCCAGUUCAGGAUCCGAUAGUGUUGUUGUGCAAAUCAGCGAGGUCACGUAUUCUUGUUUUCCACUGGCAAGUGCAUACCAACCAGUUAAACAGACUGCCUUAAAUAACUCUGGAAGCCAAAUAUGGAACUUCUACACUGACAGAUGUGGAGAAAGAGGUAUAGAGUCAAGUGGAAGUGGCAAUUCCUCGUCACUGCAGGAGAAUUGCAACUGUGUGGUGUGUGGAGAGAAGGUGAACACGUGUGUCAUGCACCAUCACCAACGCCACCUAAACUUCUGUGAGGGCUGUGCCACCAAUUGUUUCCAUGACUCUGCCAUCUGCCCAAUAUGCCCCCAGCGCAUUGUCUACAUUUACAAAUAUAAGGACAUUUGAUACAUUUCUAAAUUACCAACUUUGUUAGAUCUUUUAAAAUAAAUACAAAUUUUCUAUUUUUGUA
Molecule: messenger RNA, 940 nt
Organism: Homalodisca vitripennis (glassy-winged sharpshooter)
Lineage: Eukaryota; Metazoa; Arthropoda; Insecta; Hemiptera; Cicadellidae
Product: E3 ubiquitin-protein ligase CHFR-like
Exons: 4
Coding region: 259-876 (205 amino acids)
Source: RefSeq, a predicted model, not a curated record